CUAAUUAAGAAAGACUUACAACUUUUUUGUAAAAAUACCUGAAGUGAAAUAAUUGCAAGAAGCCAUAAAUUGUGUGUAUAUAGGCCUAUAGAUGUAUCUGUAAAUGUGAAUUUUGCUGAAGUGAGAAAAUAAAGAAAUUGGCCGAAGAAAUGAUUGUAUUUUUUCACUUACGAAAAGUUGGAUGAUGUUUCAAUGGUGAUGUUGAAAAACAGAGAGUGACCUGAAAUAAAAGUAGACAAGCUGAAAUUUGAUCCUAAGCUUUGUGCAAUGCCCUUCUGUUUGGAACAAGAGUUAAAUUGGAAAUUUUGUCUAUCACUACAAGCAGCUUGAUGCUCAUAAGGAGUGUUGAAAGGCUGAGGUGGAACUGGAGGAAUGACUGAAGAGAGAUCGUUCAGGAGCAUAUUUGAGAAGAAUACCAACCCGUGAAUGCGUUGUGAAAUUUGACGUCACAUGAGUUGAGAUUCAUCAAAAGACGGUAUGUGUCUUUAUUAUUUGUUGAUUGUUGCUUAUUAAUUGCAAACAUUUUGGCUAUCAUACUGAUAUAUCCGGACGGUGCAUGUGUUUCAGAGUCUCCUAUUGAAGAUGAACUCGACGAUACCUAUGAACUUGUUGUACUACAGAACCGAUUAAAUGGUUAUGGUUGGUAUUGAAAAUGCAAGUGGAUAGUUUUAGAACUUUGAUAUUUAGCUUAAUGUGUUUCACUUUUUUCCGAAUUAAUGGGGAGUUCAUUGGCACAUAUUUAUGUCCCAAAUCUUGGGUGUCGCAGCAAUCAAUUUGCUGGAAAAGUUUCAACGAAUCAGACUAUUGUGGUGCAGUAGAAACUUGCAGCUUUUAUGGGACCAGCUUGUCAAACACAACAUCAUCUUUUGUUGCAAACGCGACGAACGACUUUUGGACUUACGAUAACUUGUUUAUACAGGAUACGAAGAACAAAUCGUGCUAUACCAGGAACAACUCCACUUUGACAUUCUGUCCGGUUACAUUUGUAAAUGGUUCUCUUGGGACCUCAAAUUGCGCUGACAAUGAGCGGUACAUAUGCCGGUCAAAAUCCAGAGAGAAAGAAAUAGGAUUUGGAAAUGGCAAAAUCAAGAAUAAAGAUUUAUCGAGUUCGACUUUCUACAAAUCUGAUUACGAGCCUAUCCAAUAUCGACCUUGGUUUGCAAGGUUGAGUCAACCUUACGUCGUUGGCACUGCUACUCAAGGCGGAUGGUGCUCAUUUAACAUAUCUGGUGAAGAAUAUUUUGAGGUCAAUUUUGAAGAAACAAUUCUAGUUACAAUGGUCGCAACACAAGGCGUUCAAAGUAGGGAUUGUGACUACUGGCUCACAUUCUUUAAUGUGUCGUAUUUAUCUCCUUUAAAUGAAUGGAUUGAUUACUCGGUUAACGGUACAGCUAAAACCUUUACUGGGAAUAAAAAUGGCGACGAUAUUGUAAAUGUAACAUUUUCGGAGCCUUUUCUCUCUCGUAAGUUGCGCGUUCUCCCAACUGGUUCAGGUGACAGCUGUUCAGCUUCUGGAAAGAGAUUUUGUCUGCGGAUGGAAGUUUAUGGCAUUAAUCUGAGGUCGUUUGCAGGGAAAGAGGUAACAUUAAAGCAAGAAAAUGCUAAAAUCACUCCGUUUACUGACAAGACAGUUUAUGAUUCGCAUAUACAUUGGCCAUCGUCUAUUUAUGCGCUGCCAAAACCAAAGAGUGGUUGCCCAAGAGGCAGUCAGUGGGACUACGGUUAUGUUUUGCAUGACGUCAAAAUUAUACAAAGCAACAACAAAUCUUUGGAUUCAAGCACAAAUCUGCUGAAUACGGUUUCUUCUCGUUUCUUCGUUGAAGAGUUCUGCACGAAGACUGUCCAGAUGGAUCGGCAGGGGACCUCAUUUCCAGCAGGCCAGUACUGUAUCUACAAAGUUGGCGAGCAAUGCCCGUUGGGGUUUCAAGCUGGGAGCAUACGAUUUUUUGAAAACAGCUCCAAUUGGAAUUCUUCAUGGAGUCAUUCUUAUGGAAAUUCUCCAAAAACCCAGAUCAACUAUAAUGCAAGUGACGUCAACUGCUGCUUCACAGAGGUCUUUUACUGUUGCAGAAAUGACACAUCUUCUGACAAACUGCAGCUUCCAUCGUCAAUGCCAUUUUAUUUGAUUCCAUCGACGAACACAUGCCCCGAAGUUGAAAAUACGCAGAACUCAAGAGAGCAUGUAGAUAUUGAAAUUGGGAAAGCUCAUUUUGACCUGUAUAGUGUUGGCUUUGGUUUUCAUCCCUUUAUAGUUUUACUUACUACAGGUCUAGAAAACAGAAAGGUCAUGCGAUAUCAUCUCUGUUACUACGAGCCACUGGUUACAAAUUCGACACACGUUGAACUUUUACUGGAACCUAAGACUUGUGUUAUCAAUGCCAACUACGCACUUGAUUUACAAAUAUCUAUGCUUUUUAACGACAGCUCAAUUCAGUAUGGAGAAUAUUCCGUUGUCAGCUAUAGCAUUUCAGUUGCAGCGAACUGCAGUGUUUUUGCCACCCAAAAUUCUUUCAACUCUACAAACGGUAUAGCGCUUUAUGGUGGAAGUCUUUGUCCUGGCGAGGAUUGCAAUAUGCGUGUGAAUGGAAUGCUAGAAAUAAAAGGAAUGCUUCCAUCAAGAAAGAUCGUAAAUGCCUCCGUCAAUUGCAUUAUAUUGUCAAACACAAAUAUCUUGAUUUUUGUUGACAAUGAAACACUUCAGGCUUGGCCUUCACUUAAGACUGAGCUGCUUCUUCUUCAGACAAAGUUAAAUACUCAUUAUGUUGGACCCAAAAGGAAUAUCAUUUUGUCACUAUUUGCUUACAAGCAUGCUUAUGAUGUUGUUAAAAAGCUCAGGGACUUCAAAGAUAAAGAAAAAAGCGACCCUGACACGUUCCAUAGUAUCAUAGCCCCAAAUGCUGGUAAAAUAAGCACAACUUUAAGCUCGUUCGCAGGUAUCUACAACAUUCCAUUCUUGACAGGACAAACUAAUGCAGAUCAAAUAAACGUCUUAAACGAAGUGACACUCCAAAUAGAUACCACAUAUACCAGCGGAUUCUACAUAGCCUUGAAGAGCAUUAAAGAGAUCAAUAUAACAGAAGUGGUAGUAGUACGUUCACAGAAACUUCGAAUCACACCUAGCCUUGCAUAUUACUUGAUGAAGUUCAGAAUCGCUGUUUCCAAGGAUCUGGUAAUGUCUGAACGUGCAAGUGUAGCUGAUAUAACCAAAACACUAACAAUCUUAUCAAAAAAGAAGACAAAUAUUUAUUUUAUUGUAGACGAAGCAACAUCCGCUAACCUAUUUGUAGCUGCAGUACAAUUAGGCAUCAGCCCAAAAGACGGAUAUACAUGGAUAUCUGGCUCAAGGACUGGCACAUUUGAGUAUGGCGUUGGCUCGAGGUUGUGCUAUAAAUUGAGGCCAGUUAGUUGCGGUGCAGCAUUCAGGGGUGUUAUGGUAUUCAAUGGUUAUUCGUCUUUAUCAGCAGCACCUCUUGCAUCAUACAUAGAGGAUGCCACUGUAAGUAUUGACUCUGUUGCUAUGAAAGACAAAAACAGUGGUCUAAAUGCUUUAUUGCUCAAAGACAUGAUCCUAGAUGGGGCUGAAUCCAUAAAAGAAAGUAUUCAAAUUUUGACAAACAGAAGUGAGACAAUUAGAACUGACAGUAUGUUGUCACUGAUUCAGGAACGUAAGCUACAAAGACUGGUAGGUUUAAGAUAUUUUGCCAAUCAAAGGGAAGGAGCUCAUGACAAUAACUCGCUCGCCUGUCAAAUUGGUUGGACAGGGGCAAAUUGCAGCCUCCCUCACUGUGUAGACCACCACUGCUCAUUUGAGAAAGGCAGAUGCGUUGCAUUUGAGACCUGUGAAUGCUUGCCUGGAUUUUACGGCAAAGACUGCUCUGGAAUUUGCAAAAGCAGAUGUAAACAUGGUGUUUGUAAUGAUGGGGCAUUAGGUGAUGGCACUUGUCUUGAAUGCAACUGGCUAUACGAAGGUGUGUAUUGUGACAAAGCCACGGUACUUCAAGCAUUGGUAGCAUCUUGUCUCGGGACUUUAAUGGUAGUUAUAAUUGUUACUUGCUACCUUUUGAAAGUUUGCCGGCCGAGUCACAGCAACUUGAACGUCGGAGACAAUAAUGAAACAUAUUGGAUUGUCGACUGGGGUGCGUUCACUGAGUUCGAGCAGCAGCACCUUGACAAAGAUAUGGUUGUAAGGCACUUGUCAGAGAAGAUGAAUACACUCAUUAUUACAAAGCAAAGCUAA
Messenger RNA from Rhopilema esculentum, 4237 nucleotides. RefSeq lists its product as uncharacterized. The record is from RefSeq and is a predicted model, not a curated record. Lineage: Eukaryota; Metazoa; Cnidaria; Scyphozoa; Rhizostomeae; Rhizostomatidae. Gene Ontology annotation, biological process: cGMP biosynthetic process; protein phosphorylation; receptor guanylyl cyclase signaling pathway. Gene Ontology annotation, molecular function: adenylate cyclase activity; ATP binding; peptide receptor activity. Gene Ontology annotation, cellular component: plasma membrane.